This is a messenger RNA of Protopolystoma xenopodis, 966 nucleotides long. The record is from the annotation of a GenBank genome assembly. Lineage: Eukaryota; Metazoa; Platyhelminthes; Monogenea; Polystomatidea; Polystomatidae.
AUGGCCAGCAGAAGUCUGCCUCGCGGGCGGUCGGGAGGUGAAGCAGAAGUUUCUGGCUGGCCAGGCCCAUCUGGUUCGGCUGCCUCCGGGAUUCGUCGCGAAGAUUCUCUCGACCAAGCGGCCAUACAAAACAGGUGUUCCGAGAUUGUUGGUCCUAGCACUGGUCCCGCCGGCCACAUGGAUUCAGAAACGCUGCGGCUCGAUAGUACCGGUCGGCCGAGUGCCAAAACUCCUGGUGGCCGGCCGAUCGCUAGGGCUGCCACCUCAGGAUUCACGGGCAUCGGCUACUCUCGUACGGAUAACAUCCAGACUCAUCUGCCCUACUAUCCCGCUCACCAUCCUCAUUCACCUUUUGUUCUGGGAAACCCGGGUCCCGGUAGCGAAUAUGGCAAUGGGACUACCUCAAGUCUAGCCGGCUACUCACAAACCGGACCUACUGGCCGCUCCGAUCAGCAAAGUCUACAACAAAAUGUACAACUGCAACAGCGACGGCAACCUCAUCAGCAACAACAAAAGGUCGACUCCAGCCCUUCUGCCAUGGGCUCGAAGGCAUCUGAGCCGGUGCCAUUAGCGAAAAUCCCACGGACGCGCCGGCGCACCUUGCCUUCCAUUAUGACUGAACCUCCAGUCAAACCCCUCUCGAGUGGCCCCGGGCAAGCAAGAUCGGGUACUCCGGGCGUCAGGGCUGCCACAAUGCAUCCUUCAAUUUCUCCGUCUCGUACAACUUCCCCUGGCUGGAGGGCGACUGGUGUUGUGCCCCUGGGAAGCCCGAGGAGUACCAGAGAGGAAACGGUGCACAGUACAGAUAAUCUACCCGCUCGCGCAGCCUCCACUUACAUCAUUGAAAACGGCAUUCGGAAACGAGUUCAAGCAGAUGGUGGCUACCGACAGGGUCGACUAGCAGCACUUGUCCCGGCAAGCGAAAUGGCUGGCCCUGGAGACAAGAGCUUAGGAUCGAAAGGGUAA